Messenger RNA from Manduca sexta (tobacco hornworm), 4147 nucleotides. RefSeq names its product interferon regulatory factor 2-binding protein-like B (gene Pits). Gene Ontology annotation, molecular function: transcription corepressor activity. The coding region runs from base 307 to 1572 and encodes 421 amino acids. The record is from RefSeq and is a predicted model, not a curated record. Gene Ontology annotation, cellular component: nucleus. The transcript is spliced from 4 exons. Gene Ontology annotation, biological process: regulation of transcription by RNA polymerase II. Lineage: Eukaryota; Metazoa; Arthropoda; Insecta; Lepidoptera; Sphingidae.
GUGGUGGCGGUGCUGCGCGCGCUGACGUCACCGCUCGAUAAUGGCCGCCGCCCGCCGCUCGCCGGCCCCCCGCGGCACCCGUCGCCCGAGCUCAGUCUAUCGUCGACCCGCCGCCGGACCGAGUGCCUCACACGUAUAGCGCUCCGUGCAUCCAAAGUUCGCGGACCCGAAUGUGAUUCUGUACAGUGUUUUCGUGUGUACCAUGGUGACGGUGUUUUUAUCAGCCGGUUUGAUAAAUCUGUGACAAUUUACAAGAGAAACGAGGAAAACCGAUCUCUCGCGCUCCGCGCUCCACCCGGCGGCGAGAUGUCGGUGAUGCAGAAGAGACAACACUGCUACCUGUGUGACUUGCCCCGUAUGCCGUGGGCAAUGUUGCACGAGUUUUCGGAGGCGGUGUGCCGCGGGUGUGUGAACUACGAGGGCGCAGACCGCAUCGAGGUGGUGCUGGACACAGCGCGCCAGCUCAAGCGCGCGCACGGCUUCCAGGAGGGCCGCGCGCCGCACAAGGCGCAUCGGCCGCCUCUGGACGCUCAUCAGAAUGGCGCCGACGCCCGCACCCAGCCCGCACCGCCCGCCCACCACGCGCCGGGCGCCGGCUUCACGCUGCACCACCAGCGCCCCGCCACCGCCACCGCCGGCCUGCUGGCCGAGUACGGGAGUCGCCGCGAUGAGCACGAGGGCCGCCGACUGGCGCACCUGCCCGCGCAUCACUUGCCCGCGCACGGUGGGGCAAGGCUUGCCCCUGGCCUAACGCUCAAGAGGCCGCUCGAUGAUGACGACCACCAAACACAUCAUGAGCCAACCAAGAGAUUGCUUGAGGAGCACUCGAGGCCACCGCUGACUCGCGGAGAUUCUCUUCCCGCUGUUUCGCUGGCCGCUGCUUCUUUCGCACAAGAUCGUGUCUUCAAACAGGAAAAACAUCCUUUACGCACACCUUCCUUCGACGGCACAUCAUUCAAAUCAAACGGCUACGGUAACGCCGCCCCUUUGACAAAUGGCUCAGCCGGGUCCCCGCUGGGACGCACUGCGGGCUCUCCACCAGUGACAGGAGCGGGAGGUGCCGGACCUUCACCCAUGGCGGCGCUAAUGUCCGUGGCUGACACACUACCCCCGGGCUCUCCCCGAUCGGCCGGAGGAUCACCACCACAACCUCCGCCGCAACGCUCAGCCAGCCGAUCGAGCCAACACUCACCCAACUCCUCAGGGUCGAACGGCGGGCGGCGGUCGUCGGGCUCCCGGCACGUGUCUUCGACGACGUCAGUGUCGUCGACGGAAGCAAACGAGGGCGCGGAGGCAGCCGCCACUGCACCGACUCCUCUGCUCAAGUGCACACUGUGCCAGGAGCGACUUGAAGACACGCAUUUCGUGCAGUGCCCCAGCCAGCCGCACCACAAGUUCUGCUUCCCCUGCUCUCGGGACUCCAUCAAACGACAGCAGGGAUCUGAGGUAUACUGUCCAAGUGGGGAAAAAUGCCCCCUGGCGAACUCAACGGUCCCGUGGGCGUUUAUGCAGGGCGAAAUCGCGACGAUCUUAGGCGAGGAGUUUAAGCCGAAGAAGGAGCGAGAGACCUAGGGAAACGCAUCGCCGCUCCGAUAUUACCUCUUGUCCCUCUCGAUGUGAAUGCACGGGAGGAGUGACGACUAGCCGCGGCACGCGGCCGCAAGCGCUCGACGCGCGGCUCCGCGGCGGAGCGACGCCAGCCGUCGCUCGGACACACCGACACAUUUGUAUAUAACUUUGUAAAUAUUCAAGUUUAACUUUAGUUCGCUCGCCGGUGGCUGUCGAUUGUCGAAGUAUCGGAAGUAGGUUUCCGCGGUCGCAAGUGGCGCAGGAACAUUCGGCCGCGGCAGUAUGAGCCGUGUGUACUGCAUUGGCCUUGUCGUUUUCUUUGAUUGUUUCGGGGCAGUCGACGAAUCGGGCGACGUCGACGGAACCCUCCAGGAUUCUGAAAAUAGUACAUAUCCGUUUCGAUUAUAAUUAUGUCUCGUCGACCCGCGUUAUUCACGGGAGAAUUGUAUUGAUCUGAAGCCGUUCUCUUCCAGUGUUGUAGUUUCGUGAAAGGGCGGCCCGCGCCAUCCUGUGAGCGGGAUUUAUUCGGAUGCCAUUUUCUUAGUUACCUUUAGGUUCCGAACCAUAGCGAACUUGGCAUUUAUUUAUGUGAUUCUUGUAUACUGUACGAGUAUUAUGCGAUAUCAUGAUCAUGACAUAUUUUUUGUAGUCGAGAGUACUGAUUGUAAAAACGUAGUAGUUGGAUAUCGGAAGCGUAACGCUCCAUGUACGGGCCGUAGCUCAAUGUAUAUUUGUAUUUAUUACAUUCAGCGCAUGCGAAAUAAUCUUAUUUUAUAAAGCGAUUUAUUCAGAGUGGCUCGAGUUCCGUUACUGUCUUGCAUUCGACGAACAGAUUCGGUAUGGUGAAAUUUUUUGUGUACUUCUUUGUUAGCGACGUUACAUUGGAUUGGAAAUCACUCAAAAUUCUAGUUAUUGGCGCUCGGCUAAGCGUGGCAGCGUCAGCAUUUGAGUUGAUUAUUUUGUUAGGAUAAUGAAUGCAUUGUUGGGUCAGGAAAGGCGCGUGGGCCGACCCGAUCCGGCAUCGGUUCGGCUCCGGGCCGGCGCGCGCCCCUUCGUGGCAGUAUUAGCGGGAUCGCUUUGCACGUGGAGGAGGCGUACCUAGUCAUUUUGUGAAAUGUCAAAUUGUCAGAUCCGCGAACACGCGGCCAUUAUAGGAACUCUUAAAACUCGCUGCUAUAUUUGUAUAAAGUGAAGUAAUCAUUAUAUAAUUAUCAUUAUAUAUGUCAUAAUGUUAAACGAUUCGUAGUGUACGUCAAUUUCGAACGCUAUCAGACGACGGAUUGGCUUCAGUUAUUUUUGUUUAUUUGUGCAUUUCUAACAGAUUUUACAAUCUUAUAGUGUGAUGAUAAUAAUAUAUUCAUUUAGAUGUCUCUGUAUUCACAAUAUUUAAAUACGAUUUGCUAACAUUCGAGUACAUAAUCACAAGUUAAGACUAUAUUGAUAGAUAAUAGCCUCGUAAUAUUAUGUAUGCAUACAUUUUCUGAGUAAGUUACGCGCACGUGGGUGACAGUUUACGUUACAAACUUACCUACAUCGGACGUUUUCCAUUUGUUAGUUUUAUAUAUUUAAUGAGACGUAUGCAAGUCUUUAAACACUGACUAUAGAACGUUCAAUUAAAUUGACAAGUCUAUUAUUUAUUUUAGAUGUUAUAUGUGUAAAUAUAUACGUACGUUGUAUAUACUUUGUCUACUUGUAAAUAUUUUAGAUAACUUUGUGUAUACGGUCGUACUAUUUGAAGCCUUUGAUCCAGUAUUAGUAGGAACUUUGAGCUUUGGUAUAAUUUCUUAUAUUUUAUGUUAAUUCAAGAUGUGUAAUAAUUUCGUUGCAACACAUGAUUUCUUUUAAUGUUGUCUUCUAUUUUCCUAAAUGUACUUUGCCACGUUAUAUUACUUGAAAAUCGAUGUGUUUAAAUCACUUUUUUAUUUGCUUUGACAUUUUCUGCGCUACUUAGCGUCGUGUUUCUGAUAGUUUCGAAAUUGAUAAGUAGUAUUAUCAGUGAAAUGCUGGAAUUCACCCGACGGACGGGUUUGUCAUGUGUUGAAAUACACGCCAGAUUGUGGCAAAAAUAAAUUUUGUAAGCACACAAUGUGCAUCUUAUUUUUACUCUUUUGAUAUGUUAAAUGAUGCAACUGAUCAGCGCGGAAAGGAUUUUUGAGUGUUAUAUUAAAGUUUUAAUGUGUGCAAACUGCAAAGUAACAAAAUGUAAGUGUGAAGUAACGUGAUGUUUGGAGGCAAACGUCGUGUUUAUUUCUAAUGUAAAUGUUAAAAAUGUUUUAUACGAAGGGAGGUUAUUAAUGUGCGUUUCAUGCAUUAACGUGGCAAUCGGACGGAUUUUUUUACCAGCCACAUUUUUUGUAAUUGCACAAAAAGAAAAGAAUUGUUUUGUUUCAUUUAACAUAUCAAAACGAUAUAAUCCGCCUUUACAAAUAGGCUUGUUUGUAGUUGUCGACAGUGGCUCGACACGAAAAUAUAUACUUUUGAGAAUUGUCUCUUUCUUACUGUAAGCAGCAAGUGAAAUGCUUCGAUUAAGACGUUAAUGUACAUGUUGGUGAAAUACAAUUGAUGUGAUUUUGUAUAA